Molecule: messenger RNA, 11701 nt
Organism: Varanus komodoensis (Komodo dragon)
Lineage: Eukaryota; Metazoa; Chordata; Lepidosauria; Squamata; Varanidae
Gene: CORIN
Product: corin, serine peptidase
Exons: 22
Coding region: 1371-4829 (1152 amino acids)
Biological process (GO): peptide hormone processing; regulation of blood pressure; acrosome reaction
Cellular component (GO): membrane
Molecular function (GO): protein binding; serine-type endopeptidase activity
Source: RefSeq, a predicted model, not a curated record
UCCUUAAGGCCAAAGGGCCUGAGGAUAGAAUCAUGUAAAUAGUUGUACUAAAAGUAAUAGUGUUUCUUACAUCAAAGUCCGGAAAAAUGCCAGAGAGGGUAAAUUGGGGGACAGUGGUAAAACUGUCACCUUCAGUGAAAGAGAGCAGGAAAUUGAUUACCUUUUAUAACUGGCUGUAAUGAGCCUGGAGGAAGGCCUGUUCUUCCUCCCACAAGUUUUAAGAAGCAAGUUGGUGUUAGUAAGAAUCUGCAAGGCCACUCUGACCUGUUGAAGAUACUGCACAUGCUUAAUAGGUUCAUGAAUAGUAACUGACACAUCUCUCAUAGGUAAUAGGCUCAUUCGCAUGAACAUGGGAUGUAUGUGCGGGAGGAGGAGCAUAUCAAGGGGUAGUAUGAUGUAGGCAGACGGAGAAGAUUGUACCUUCUUAGUGGCCCAGCCAAUGGGAGAAAAGAAGAAGGGUCUGUGAGCUGGGAAAAGGGAAUAAAAAGCAAUGUCUUGUGUGUAACUGAUGCGCUACCUGUGAGGUGGGCGCCUGCUCUUGCAAGAAUGAAUUAAACUGUACUGCUUGGUACUUUGCCUCUGUAUUGUCACUACUGGGAUUUACUCCUUACAAAAGUAUAAUUAAAGACAGAAUUAGUAAGUGCACAGAAGGACAAAUCCUGCUAAAAAGUUACUAAAGUCGAGACAAAUUAGCUAAGAAAAAAGGUCCAUAAGAGGACACAUGAUAAGAGGUGUACAGAAUAUUGCAUUGUGUGGAGAAAGUGGAGAGGGAGAUAUUUCUCUCUCUCUUUCUCAUAGUGCUAGAACCUGGAGUCAUCCCAUCAAGCUGGUGGGAGAGUCAGGACACAUGAAAGGAAGUAUUUCACAUAGAUAAAUGAAGAAGUUCUCUUAUAUGAGUUGCAGAGAUGGCUGCCAAUAUGGACGGCUUUAAAACAGUGUUGCACAAAUUCAUGCAUAGCAGUUGCUGGGGAACUUGGGAAGGAAGUUGCUGUUGUACUCAUAUCCUGCUUGUGGGAUCCUGUGGGCAGCUGUCCUGCCACUGUGUGAACAAAAUGCUUUCAUUAGAUGGACCCUUGGUCUGAUCCAGCAUAAGCUCUGAGGGUAGAGCAGACUGUGGAGAAUAAUUUACAUGGGAUAUUUUCCUAUCCAGAACUGGACAUAGAUCGUUGUUGAAAUCUCCUCUGAUUAUCAGCCAUAGAAGGCUAUAGAAGGCAAGAGGCAAAUGCAAGCAUUAAAUAUUGGAGAAGAAUCUUGGUUGGGACGGUAUAAAACAGAGUCAGUGCUGAUAUUGCAGUUUUAACAACCAAGAAAAGAUAGCAUUUUUAAAAUCUAUUAUUGAGUGUAACACUAAGACUGAGAUUUGCUUGUGAAUGUGCAUAGGUAUUCCUUGUAAAUUUUUGGAGUUGCCACUAGCAUACACUUUACCUACCUUAUCCUUAAACAUUCUAUACUUUUCUUUAGGAAGUAGAUGGGUUUCUUGCAAGAAAGCUAAACCACCUUUCAACAUCUUAAGUUUGGUACCUGUAACAGAUGAAGAUAAUAUGGAGGAUGGUUGUUCUCAGAAACUGGCCUCUGCCAAGUACUUUCGACUCUUGUUAUUGAUACUGAUUCCAUGCAUCUGUGCUCUCAUACUUUUGUUGGUGAUCUUGAUUACAUUUGUAGGUGUGUUAGGGAAAAAAUGCUUUUAUGAAAAUGGAAGUGACUUACUUGGCACUGAGAGUGAUACUGAGAUGCUUGACAUUCCUUUUCCAAACAUAACUGACAGUGGUUCAAAUAUGGCUCCUUCAAGAGGCAACAAAAUGCAGCCAUCAUCUUGGACCACAAGUCCAUUAUUUCACGUUGACCAAAUGCAUAAAAACUUUAGUAUUCAUAAGGAAGCUACACAGGUUAUUUCUCAAACUCCAGUUCUGAAAACUAGUCCUGCAGAUGAAAGGAUUUUGACUAAAGGCCCUGGAGAUACUUUCUGGUCAUCAGUCAAAUCAGAAGAAGAAACACCAUGGUCCACAGGUACACCCAUGAAGGUCAUAGACAAGACAUCAUCUCUCCCUAGGCUAAAACCCACACAUCCACCAGCUGUGCAAGGAAUAGACUUGAAAAUGGGUUCCUGCAUAAAUAUAACCUACAACCAGUGCCAAAUGCUGCCAUAUAACCACACGACUUUAAGACCAGUACUUUCAAUUGUCAAAAGCAUUGAAAUGGAAAAAUUUCUCAAGUUCUUCAGUUAUCUCAACCGCCUCAGCUGCUAUCAGCACAUCAUGCUGUUUGGAUGUAGCCUUGCUCUUCCUGAGUGCAUCAGUGAUGGUGUUGACAGUCAUGGACUCCUGCCCUGUAGAUCAUUUUGUGAGGCUGCAAAGGAAGGAUGUGAACCAGUUCUUGGGAUGGUGAAUUCUUCUUGGCCUGAGUUUCUUGCCUGUUCCCAGUUCCAAAACAAAACUGAAAACGGUAAUACAACCAGGGUCUGCUUCUCUCCACAACGAGAAAAAGGAAAGCAAUUGCUUUGUGAAAGUGAUGGGAGCUUCUUCUGUAGAAGUGGAAUUUGCAUUCCAGGAAUACUACAGUGCAAUGGCUACAAUGAUUGUGAUGACUGGAGUGAUGAGGCGCAUUGCAACUGCAGUGAAGGACUUUUCCGCUGCAACACAGGAAAAUGCCUCAAUUAUACCUUCGUUUGUGAUGGGUAUGAUGACUGUGGAGACAUAAGUGAUGAGCAGAACUGUGAUUGUAAUCCAGUAACUCAACACCGAUGUGGAGAUGGGAGAUGCAUAAAAAUGGACUGGGUGUGUGAUGGUGACCACGACUGCAUGGACAAAUCAGAUGAGGCAAACUGUUCAUGCCACAGUCAGGGACUGGCGGAAUGCAGAAAUGGACAAUGUGUUCCAAGUGCUUUCCAGUGUGAUGGAGACAAUGACUGUAAGGAUGGAAGUGAUGAAGAAAACUGUAGUCAAAGUCAAACGUCAUGUCAGGAAGGAGAUCAGAAAUGUACUUCUACUUCCUGUCCUGAUAUCUGUACUCAUUCUUCUCCCUGUGAUAUGAAUAAUAGCCAAGCAAACUGUAGUCAGUGUGAACCAAUUACACUGGAACUGUGUAUGAACCUGCCUUACAAUUAUACUAAUUAUCCCAACUACUUGGGCCAUCGGACACAAAAGGAAGCCUCAAUCAGCUGGGAAUCCUCACUCUUUCCAGCCUUGGUUCAGACUAACUGUUACAAAUAUCUUAUGUUUUUCGCCUGCACAAUCUUGGUUCCAAAAUGCAAUCCUCAAACAAAUCAGCGUAUCCCACCAUGCAGAGCACUUUGUGAACAGUCAAAGGAACGAUGUGAGUCCAUUCUUGGAAUUGUAGGCUUACAAUGGCCAGAAGACACAGAUUGUUCUCAGUUCCCAGAAGAAAACUUAGACAACCAUAUUUGCCUAACACCUGAUGAAGACGUAGAAGAGUGCUCACCCAGCCAUUUCAAAUGCCGUUCAGGAAGGUGUGUCUUGGCUUCCAGAAGAUGCGAUGGGCAGGCAGACUGUGAAGAUGACAGUGAUGAAGAGAACUGUGGUUGCAAAGAAAGAGGUCUUUGGGAAUGUCCCUCAAGCAAGCUCUGUAUCAAACAUGCAAUGAUAUGUGAUGGUUUUCCAGACUGUCCUGGCGGUAUGGAUGAAACAAAUUGCUCAUUUUGCAGAAAGGAUGAGAUUACAUGUGCCAACCAUGACUGUGUGCCUCGUAAAUGCUGGUGCGAUGGGCAGAUAGACUGUGCCGACAAAUCAGAUGAAUGGAACUGUGUGUCCAUGUCUGAAAACAAGAGUUCCUUGAUGUUCUUAAUGGUUCACAGGUCAGCUAUCAAGUACCAUGUCUGUGCUGAUGAAUGGGAAGAAAAUUUAAGCUAUUUGGCAUGCAAACAAAUGGGUUUAGGGGGGCCACCAGUGACUGAAAUGGUUCCAGAAUAUAAGCAACCACAUCAUGAGAAAUGGAUGAAUCUACAGUCUGAAUGGGAGAGAAAAAACACAUCCACAUUACAAGCCCUUUUAGUGACAGGGUUGCCAUGCAGAAGCAGGAGUAUGGUUUCCCUUCUGUGCACCAAAGAAGAUUGUGGGCGUCGCCCUGCAGCUCGAAUGAGCAAGAGGAUCCUCGGUGGCAGGACCAGUCGCCCAGGACGGUGGCCAUGGCAGUGCUCUCUUCAGAGUGAGCCCAGUGGGCAUAUUUGUGGCUGUGUGCUCAUUGCAAAGAGAUGGGUCUUGACAGUGGCACACUGCUUUGAAGGGAGAGAAAACCCUGCAGUAUGGAAAGUAGUGUUUGGCAUCAACAACUUGGACCAUCCUUCGGUCUUCAUGCAGACCCGCAUGGUGAAAACAAUUAUUCUGCAUCCCCGCUAUAACCGAGCUGUGGUGGACUAUGAUAUAAGCAUUGUGGAACUCAAUGCAGACAUCAAUGAGACAAGUUAUGUAAGGCCUGUUUGCCUACCCAGCAGGGAGCAGCGAGUUGAGCCAGAUACCUAUUGCUAUAUCACUGGCUGGGGACACAUGGGCAACAAAAUGCCUUUCAAACUUCAAGAAGGAGAAGUUCGUAUCAUUUCCUUAGAACAUUGCCAGGCAUACUUCGACAUGAAAACCAUCACCACCAGAAUGUUAUGUGCUGGCUAUGAAUCUGGCACGGUGGACUCUUGCAUGGGUGACAGUGGAGGACCUCUUGUGUGUGAGCAGCCUGCUGGACGCUGGACAUUGUUUGGUUUAACUUCUUGGGGCUCUGUUUGCUUUUCUAAAGUUUUGGGACCUGGAGUUUAUAGUAAUGUGUCUCACUUUAUUGAAUGGAUUGAAAGGCAAAUCUAUAUCCAUACUUUUCUGCUCCGCUAAUUCCUCUGGAGAAAAAUGCUUUACUGACUGACCAAAGGUGGAGUCCAAGAACACCGUACUUUGAAGAUACUGAACUGAAGAAAUCUGGUGAAUUCUUAAUUGCCUGGGUUGCAGAUGGCAGACAAUGAAUGGAACAGUGUAAAAGAAUGCAUUAAUUCUCUGGUGCAUCUGGGUAUUAGUCAAAUAUUUUUAUAAGGAUUUCAGAUUUUUUUUCUUUAGCUGUGCUGCAUUACUUUCAUGUACACUCACAAACAAAAAGCUUAAAGGAAGAAUCAGAUGGGUUCUCAUUUAAUACGAUAACUUAAAACAAUUAAAAUUAGCAGUUCUGCAGAAGUAGUAGCUUUCUAAAACAUCAAGAAAAAUUCACACACACACACACACACACACACCCUACUGAUGAUUUCAGUUUCCAUCACUUGCAAUGAAGUGUUUGCAUAUUUGCAAAAGUUAUCGGCACAUCUAUUCAAAAUACUUCUUUUGGAAACUCAGCAAUUUGCCUGCCCCCAUCUCCAGUCGGCUUGAUUUCAUGUGCUGGAUUUUGUCUUCAUUCACUUUAACAGAAUUGGGUGCUUCAGGUGCACAUGUGAAUUAUGCCUAUAUUGGUUGCAUUUAUUGCUUAAGCCAGUGGCCAUCCCUCUGUGUCUUUGGGGAAAGUGCAAACAAAGCAAGCCUGAUUGCUAUGGCAACAGUAAACCAAUCAUUUUAAAAUGAGGAUGACCGUUAAAGAAGACAAACUUUUUAAAUGAAGAAUCACAAUAUGGAUAAAACAAUGUCCGCGCAAUUUUACGGCUGCUAGAAAUAAUACCAACACUUUAGAGGUUCCACACAAAUCUCUAACCUCUAGUAGCUAAUAAAAGUUUUGCUUUAUAAUCCCAGAAGCUGUUCUAUAUAAAAUAUACGACAGGAAUUUACCUCUAACAGUGAGUUUUAAGGGGACUAUUUUAGGAAGUAACACAGAUUUUCAGUCCUCUGGAUAUGCCACUCAUACGAUUAUGCUGAAAUGCCCUCUUUCCAUACUAACACAGGUUCAAUACUACUCCACAAAAUGGACUGCAUCCAUCUGCUGCUGACAGGAGACAAAGUGUGUACGGAGAUAGACUGGAGAGACUCUUUGGGGCACUGUGCCCCUUUGUGCAGCCGUCCAGGUUUCUUCUGUUGCAACAGAAGGUAGAUGGUCUCUGUUUGACUCAGCAAACUUCAAGGCUUAGCAAUGAAUCUCCAGUAAGAGGCAGAAAAGGGUAAUCUUCUUUACAUCAGCAUUUUUGCAAGAGCAAGCCCUCAUGUCCCCAGCCAGUGCUUACAUCCAGAUCGUAUGACAGGGCAAGGAUACAAUGCAGCCUCUCAAAAGUUGCCCUUUCUCCCUUAUAUUUCACAUGCUGCUUCAGCCAUAGGACUUCUCUGCACAAGGCAUUUAUUGUGAGCUCAUGAUCCCUCACAGAAGUUGGUAAGGACUUUUCACAACAUUGUUCUCCAGAGCCUCUUCUUUACAUUGCAUUUAUAUCCCACUUUUUAUUUUCCUCUUGUGAGGAAUCUAAGGCAACUUAUAUAGCUCAAUUUUAUCCUCACAACAACAACUCUGUGAGGUAGAUUAGGCUGAGAGUGAGUGACUGGCCCAAAGUAACCUGGUGAGCUUCAUAGCCAAGUAGGGGCUAGAUCCCAGAUCACUUGAGUUCCCAGUCCAGCACUCUCUCCACCACUCCAUGCUGGCUCUUUUCCAGUCAGGUUUUAGAACAAGGAAAUUUUGUCAUUAAAUUUCAAAGUGCAACAUUCUGCAACAAAAGCCUCCUGUAAAGUGGGAAGUUUGCUGUAUAACAGCUAUACCACAUUGCCACCUUGUAGCUGGUCAACAGAAUAUUUUAAAAGGCAGAGUAAUAUAAACCGGGCAGAACCCCCCCACACACAAGCCAAUGACACACUUUUUCUCUCCAAUAGAUACAGAAAAAGCCCCAGUAAAGCAGCGAGUUAAACCACUCAUAUAGAGAAGCCUGUUGUGCUUGGAAACAUCAAUGCAGCACAUCCAGUGAAAGCUUUUCUUAUGUAAUUGCACUGCCUCAUUCAUACAACAUCAUGUCUUCAAGUUGCGUUAUCUUCUGGAUAUAGCCAUCUCAUGUUUUCCUACCAGUAGUUCUGUUUUUCCCCCUUUUUAACAAGAGAAAACAUUGAGGUAUAAGCAAGAAUAUGUGCACACUGCCAUUUGAUUGAUAAUGCUAGAACCGCUACUUGAGGAAGCAUUCCAAGACCAUCUUUAGCAACUGAGUAGGACAACCAAAGCCAGACAAACUCACCCAUAACCUGCAGUUUCUUCAAGCUAUUAUUUUUCCUUCAGGAUAUUAUUUUUCCUAAAGUUUUAAACUGCGUUAACUCAGGAGGACCUUACAACAACCUGGCCUAACGUAGAAAAAAUAGUAUCAGCUACAGAGGGAGGAAAAAAGUCAGGAAUGGAGAUAGUCGUAUACUCUUAGGAGUGUAAAAUGGCCACAGCUUCAGUCAAACUCUUUUAACUAUUUUAGGGGCCUCAAACAUGUAAUGAGACCUCGGUGCAGUUCUGCCAAAUCACAUGCAGGGUUCAGUGAGAAAAGAGAUACUGCUUGCGAAUCCUCAGAACAAACCUCGUGACCCACAUACCCCUGUAUUAUGGCAACUCUGACAAUGGAGAAUUUUCCUAAAGAUUCUUAAAGAUUAUACCCUGCUCUUCAAAUGCAAGACCGAGAAAAGAAAGAAGGCAGUGCACUGCACAUUUCACCCAGCACUGCUAGGAUUCUCACAAAGGGACACAGCAUUGACUCAAAAGCCAGACUCACUACUAGCUCAGAGUCUGUUUGCUCUCCUUUGUGUCUUCAAGAUGGAAUAGUGUAGCAGCUAAGAGUUUGAGCUACAGAUCAUGAAAUCUCUGGAUUCUGUCAUUAGCUCACUUUGCAUUGUGGGAGGGAGUAAUACUGAAUUGCCUUACAGAUAUAUUGUUUUUGCCUUACAUAUAUACACUGUCACGAAACCAUCAGGAAUAGGUUAGCUCAGUUAUUAUGCAUUGAAUGGGCAUAGGAAAAGGUAGGUUUCAAGGAAUUAAUAACAGUAAAUGUGAGACUGCUGUGGGUAUAGAAUGGGAAUUCAUAAUCUUAUUAUUUAUAAAAGAAAUGCAAUGGUAUCAGGGCUGGUCUUUCCUCCACAUAAUGGGAGGCUCAGUUCUUGAGAAUGAUCUAGGAUAGAUGAGCCAUAGAUGCCAUCUCUGAGAAUUCUACGAUAGGAUUUGUAGGUCUUUCAAAGAAAACAUUGUGGUAUCCCACAUGCAGAUAGCAAAAAUCCCAGAGGGACUUGUUUACCACUCAGCUUAUGUUCCCACAGUUCUGCUUGGUCAGAAACUCGUGCAGAUUCAAUAAUCCCUUUGGUCCCUAGGGAGGGAUUAGAUGGUUGUCUUACUCUGUUUUGAUAAUCCAAGCAACUAUGUGAGGUUCAACUCUUUCAGAGAUUCUAGUCUCCGUGCUAGCUGUGGUACCAUAAUGCACCAUGGUAUGAAAAGAUCUGACGGAUGUUGGUUUCUGGGUGCCACUGAGGCCAUCACACAGGAAGCGUCUUUGUUUUUAUUUCAAUGAGCUGCAUUAUCAGAAUUUGGUGAUUGGUUUCUCCAGCUCACACAGGUCAUUCCUGAACUGUUGGUUACUGUGGGAUCAGGAAAUAUGCAUUUAUACUUAUCCAUGACAAAGAGCAUAUCAUGAGAAUGAACGAUGCACAGUGCCCCCAUAACAGCAGGCUGUCUCAUGUGACACAGCUUCCUGAUCAAACAGAAGAAUUCUUUCUAAUGAGUCCAGGCCAUUACAGCAUUUAGAAAUAAUCAUGUGCUCAGUAAGAUAUGAGAUUUUUCUGUCUCUAGACAGGGAAUUCAGGCUUGAUUGACACUGGGCAGGUUCAUAUGAUGUGCUAAAGCACCCUGUGAAUAAGCUACACAUGGAACAACCCAUGAUGUAUGUAACCAACAAUUAAGCUCCAGGAAUUAGAUGGCUCCACAGGCUUGUUCUUGCCUUCCUUCCCUCAGUGUCCCUUGCAGCUCCAAACAGUUCUGAAGCCAUUCCCGCGCCCCACGCCCAAACACACACACACAGGACUAUAUGUAAAUACAAUGUCUGGGAAGGAAAUACAGGCAAAAUUUGCACACCUGCAGUAAUCACUCCAUUACUGCCAAUGCAUGUGUUUCCUUUUCAUUUACUGCCCUGUUCUUAAAGUGGCACAGAUUUUCACUUCCCAGCUAUUAAAUUCAUGUCUGUUUCCCAAUCUAACAAGUUGUGCAAAUAUUCUUGACUUGUUAAAAAGAUGGCAAAAUGGGACAGAGUAAAUGGCAACCCAGCACUAGCAUUGCUUAAUCUCACCCUCACCCUCAUUCAUUUCAUCCCAUUCAGGCACCAUUGCAGCAUUUUCUUGUUUUUGCUUUACAACUAUUAGGGAACCAUAAUAACUACAGCAGUAAAUGCUCCAAAAGCAGCCAUGAAAUGGUGCUCUGGGUGGUGGGAACCCAUCUCUUCCCUUUCUAGAGCUGUUGGAUAAUCAGAAAAGUGCUGGAGGGAGAUUGAGAAGUCUCAUUUCAGUGCUUCACACUGAGAGGAUUACAUUGCUAGGUGAGAUAAAUUGCCCUCCCCUCCCACUUUGGUGCAAAUUCCUUUGCUGCCCUUUUUGGUGCAUUUCACUUGGUAACUCAGCAAUUAGACAAUGUGUGCAUUAGCCCAUUUUACCUUGUCAGUUUUCUUGUAUGUUGCCACUCCUUAGCACUUGGUUUGAGAGCCAAAUAUCCAAGGAAAUUGAUCAGGGAAGACUAUGCAUAUUGGACAGUCAUAAGAGCGCAUUUGUGAAAGGUUGACAAAAAGAAAUCAAAAAUAUUAGAAAUAGCUUUGCACAAUUUUCUGGGGUAAGAAAGGUCAUUUUUAGGAGCAAGUACUUGCCUUUCUGUUCCGUAUACCAAUGGUUUACUUCUGGAAUCUAAAUGUGGUCCCAGAAGCAUUACUUAAAUUGUCUGUCAAGCCAGCUUGUUGGGUCACACUGUACUUUCUGUACAACUAAUUAGCCUUUUUACCAUUAUAAUCAGUAGGAGGGUAUGGACUCUCCCUAACUAGUACACCAUGCUGAAGGAUAAAAUUGUUCUUUAACCAAAAAUGGGCUCUGAGCCCAAGAUGACUUCUAUUUCAUUUUCCCCUCAUAAUCUAGACUUGCUGUUAUCUGGUCCUUAUUCACACACUAGAUGUUAGGAGAGUGGUUUUUAGUUUCAGCUCUAGAACAGACACUACUCUGUUAGCUAAAGAUAAGCAGAAAAGCUGAAACACAAUCAAUCAUGCAGAAAUGGAAGGCUAAGGUUUCCAGGGCUUCUCCCCAGCACAAAUUAACGUUUCCAGCUUUGGUGGGGGAAUGCAGAACAGCUGCUUGGCCAUCAUUCUUUGUCAGGCAUUACAGGGUAAAUAAACCCAUCCCUAAAUUGGUUGCCUUUGGUUCCAGACUAAGGGCACAAUCCCAGGAUUAUUUAGACAGAAAAAAGUCCUACAAUGUUGCUUUCUCUUGACAGCUCCCUAAAUUGAUUUGCUCCAUUUUUUGCAGAUUCUAAUGAACCUGCACUGAUUCUGUUCAAUUUGUCCUAUUCUUAAACUGCUUUGAUACAGUCCAUCUUGUGGAAUGGCACCUGUCUGCAAUUUUCUCUCCUACAUCUGCACUGGAAACAGACCCUAGUUAAUGUUUUUCAAAGACCACAUACCCAGCAAUCUAAAAUAUAUUAGUCAAAGUUGAAAAUAGGCUUUGAUAUACAGAAGUUGUAGGACAAAUUUGGAAUUUUAUUGCUUGAUCAGAUCUUGCAGGAUUGCCACAUGGUCCAGAUUAUUGUUAGAGUAGAACUUAUAAUUAGCGUUCUUCUCUUUUGAUGCACCUUAUGUAGUAUGUAAUAUACAGUGUCCACUGUAUUACUAAAUUUUACUAUUUAUAUGGAUUGAAAAGCUUCAAUUCGUUCAGCAUUGUAUCUCUUUUUUUCAACAAAAAGUAACCCUUUGCCUUUUCUAAUGUUUGUGUUCAUUCCGUGGGAUUGAAGGUCAGUAAAAGUGAGCAAACUCCCAAGCAAAUUCCAGACAUGAUAUUAAGUGUCAUAGGUACCAUUAUCUGCAGCACAUGUGGCACAUGGACAAAUGGCUCCAUGGGACUGUAUCAGUGAGUACACAACUGCAUGAAGAAAACUGACCCCUUUCAUGGGUUCAGCUGUCAGAAAAAAUGUGGCCAUGUUCAUGCUGUUUCCCACACACUCAUAUACCUAUGUAUGGACUCAUCCAAAAUAGGCCAAGUGUAUUAUUAUUUAAAAUACGGUGGCCUAUUUUUCUUACUGCAUGUACGAAAUUCAUUAUGGCACUUUUGUCAUGUGCACUGAACCACCAAAAAGCACAAAAUACCAGCAUGCCUGGAAUGUGAGGUAAUCUACAUAGCUUAUCACAGGCAUGCUGGCCAGUUUAGGACAGAUCAGACUGUCAUAUCCACAGAGGGAAAAAUCUGAGCUGAAGUAAGUACAAACUGUAUCUGUUGUUCCCUUGAUUUCAGCAAGGCAACACUGAAAUUAAUUGGCGAUUGGGUGGACAGUGGAAUUCCCAACACUUUCUCCUAAUUCAGAUUGCCAUGCAAAAAUGCACAUUUGCUUAAUUUGAAUUUUCUUAGACAGAAUUUCCAGUUAGGAUACAAUUGGAUGGGGGCUUUUUCUUGUUUAUUUUUUAACUUUAAAAAUGAAUUUUUACCAUUAACAUCUAUAAACAAUGUGUAAUAUUGUAAUUAUUUAAAAGUUAUUUUUCAAGAACAUAUGUAAACCUAAGUUCAAAAGUGUUCAUGAUUUAAAAUAUAAUAUCCACAAUGGUUUUGUUCAUGUUGAA